Molecule: messenger RNA, 793 nt
Organism: Raphanus sativus (radish)
Lineage: Eukaryota; Viridiplantae; Streptophyta; Magnoliopsida; Brassicales; Brassicaceae
Product: protein SHORT HYPOCOTYL IN WHITE LIGHT 1
Exons: 4
Coding region: 22-549 (175 amino acids)
Biological process (GO): negative regulation of photomorphogenesis; regulation of abscisic acid-activated signaling pathway
Source: RefSeq, a predicted model, not a curated record
UCUUUCUUCGGAGCUCGCUAAAUGGCUUUAUCAGCUACAACCUUAUCAUCAUCAUCGUCGCUGCAAUUGAUCAAUGUCUCGCAUAGAUUCGUCUCUUCAACUCCUUUCUCUAUUGACUCCAUCAUCCUUCGCCGCAGAUUGAAACGGCCACUCGCUUCUCAGUCGCGUAGGAGAUACGACGAAUCGGAGGAUCGAUUCUUCUUCGACGGGUACGAAUACGAUGUCAUUUCAGAUGAUGAUGAUGAUGAGAGGGAGAGUAGUGUGGAUCUUCUGGUCAGAUUCUUAACGAGUAUGUUCAGAAAGGUCUCUAAGCGAGCUAAAAAGACCUCCCGCCGUAUUUUGCCUGCCGCCAUGUCUCCUCGACUCGUGUCGUUUGCAGUAGAUGGGAUAUUGCUAUUGGGUUCACUUUCCAUCACCAGAGCUUUUCUUGAGGUGAUAUGCAAUCUUGGAGGAACAGUCUUUACGGUGAUUCUGCUGAUUCGUUUGUUCUGGACAGGAGCUUCCUACUUCCAGAAUUACGGCAACUCCUUUGGACCAAACCCGUUCUAACUUAAAAAAAAAAACAUAUAUAGAGAGUUUCAGAUGUUGUUGUUAUUCAUCAUGCCCCCUAUAUGUGAAGGGAACAUGUGAGUUAGUUGUGUAAAUAUUCGCUGGGGAGUCAUCUAAUGAUCAAGAUUAAGAAACCAAAAAAAAAAAUUUCUAAAUAGUCAAUUGUACAUAGUAGGGAGAGUCAAUAGAAAAUAAUAGUCGACGGUGGGGUAAUAAAACUGCAAGUUGAAUUUUGCAUAUGACU